Messenger RNA from Hyaloperonospora brassicae, 498 nucleotides. Lineage: Eukaryota; Oomycota; Peronosporomycetes; Peronosporales; Peronosporaceae. The record is from the annotation of a GenBank genome assembly.
AUGGUCACCAAAGUCGAGGUCGUCGAGCUGAAGUUUGCCAAAGUCAAGGUCGUCAAAGUCAAGGUAACCGAAGUCGAGGUCGUCGAAUUAGAGGUCGUCAAAGUCAAGAUCUUCGACUUGGAGGCUGCCCAAAUCAAGGUCGUCGAAUUAGGGUUUGUCGAAGUCGAAGUCUUCGAAGGCAAGGUCGUCAAAUCAGAGGUCGUCAAAUUGAAGGUUGUCAAAUUGGAGGUCGUCGAAGUCAAGCUCUUCGACUUGAAGGUCGUCGAAGUCCACGUCGUCGAACUGAAGAUUGACAAAGUCAAGAUCUUCGAAGUCAUGGUCACCAAAGUCGAGGUCGUCGAGCUGAAGUUUGCCAAAGUCAAGGUCGUCAAAGUCAAGGUAACCGAAGUCGAGGUCGUCGAAUUAGAGGUCGUCAAAGUCAAGAUCUUCGACUUGGAGGCUGCCCGAAUCAAGGUCUUCGAAACGGCGGUUGGCGAAGCCAAGCUUGUCAAAUUAUAG